AUGGAUUUCAAAGGUAAUAAUAAAACAGAACCAAUUUAUCCACCAAUUCAAAAUACAGAAAAUGAGACUAAAGAACUUCCAGAGAUAACAAAUUCAUUAGAAAAUGUACAAGAAGGUACUAAACAAACACAACAAAAAAAUUUUAGUUUUGAAGAUGAAACAAAAAAAGAAGAAGAAGAAAUAAGUAAAGAAUAUACAUUAGAAAAUGAAGAAUAUAAUGAAGAAACUAAAAAAAUAGAAGGAAAUGAUUUAUUAUUUACAGGAAGUUCUAUCAAACCAAAUUCUACCGAAGUUAGCUCAAUUAUUUAUCCACCAUCAAUUCAAGAUAAAAUCAAUACAAAAGAAGAAAAAACAGAAAAAAAGAAAAAUCAAAAUAAUAAAUUAAAAAAUGAAUGGAAAAAAUUAAAGAAGAGUUUAGAUUCACACCAAAAAAAGAUUAUUGAUGCUUAUAUUGAUUAUAAAGUUGAAAAAAAAGUUAAUAAAAUUAUACAACAACCACAAAAAGAUGAUACUUUUAAUCAGUUUGAAAUAUCUAAAAAAAAUUUCGAAGUUAAUGAAAAAAAAAUAAAACAUUUUAUUAAACAACAACAAAAAGAUAUGAAACAUUUUAUUCAAAAACAAAUUUCAUAUCAAAGUAUGAUGUAUCAAUAUCCUUAUUAUUAUUAUCCUUAUUGUUAUUAUCCUCAACCUUAUAAUAUAAAUGGUGAUUCUCCUUAUUUCUUCAAUCAAUUUAAUUCAAUUGAACAGCCACUAUCUUAUAAUCAUCAAUAUUGUUAUGGUAAAACUUGUUCUUGUGUAACCCAAAAAAAUCAACAACAUACACCAACACAUCAAUUUUCAUCAGCUCCUAUUCAGAAUGAAGUUGAACAAACACUUCACCAAUCAUCUGUCCAUUCUUCUUCUUCUUCUCAAAGCAUUAACUCAGACAAAAAAUUGGAAAGUCAAACCAAACAAGAAAUUGAAAAUUUAUUUCCUCACUCCUCCUUUUCAAGUACCACAAAUCCAACAGCCUAA
Messenger RNA from Entamoeba nuttalli P19, 1014 nucleotides. RefSeq lists its product as hypothetical. Bases 1 to 1014 code for a protein of 337 amino acids. The transcript has a single exon. The record is from RefSeq and is a predicted model, not a curated record. Lineage: Eukaryota; Evosea; Mastigamoebida; Endamoebidae.